AUGAAGGUUAUACUCCGUAGUUUGUAAUUCUUUGUGGUUCCUUUGAAUUCAAGGUCAAGCACUAUUUUGCGAUGGUGUCAUGUUACUGUCGGCUGUCAUUUGUUAAAGAGUCUAGUCGUGUCUCAUAGGAAAUGAGAUGAAUGAGACGGUCCUCAACAAAUUCCCACGCGGGACCCUGAUUCCCUGCUCCCCGCCCGCUGUCUGAGAACCUUCGUUUGCGGAGUCCAAAAUUGCAAAUUUCGCCGAAAGCAGCAACCCCGCCAAAGCGAUAAAUCGUAAGCUUUGCUGGUUUUAUGCAGACAAGACCGAGCCAACCCCAGAAAAGCGAAAGCGCGCGCGCCUUGAUUGCAGUAUUAUGAUCAUCAUCAUCCCCACAUCCCCCAUCUCCAUCUCCAUCCCAGCCAAACCCCGACACCCUCAAACACCCACGACCAUCAACAGCUUCACGACCAUCCUUUUCGCCCUCGCUGCUGCUUGCUGCUCCCGCUCGCAAACCCCCAGGUCGCACCCAUCACCAAUGUUGGCCACCCCCAGCACAUCGCAGUUGCGAUCUCGAACCACCCACCGUCACUGCGCCGCCGCGUAGCAGACCAAUCUACCCCAACCACCACAAACCACACACACAAACCGCGCAACGAUGUGGCGUCGCGCGUACCUGCUGCUGGCGCUGGUGCGUUUAUACUUCGCGUUGUCGCCCAGCUACUUGCAUCCCGAUGAGAACUUUCAGGGGCCCGAAGUCAUCGCUGGCCAGAUCUUCAGCUACCCCGUCAAGCUGACCUGGGAAUUCACCUCCGAAAACCCGAUUCGAAGUGUCUUCCCCUUGUGGCCCGUCUAUGGCCUGCCUAUGCUGCUGCUGAAGUGGAUAUGGAUCGGCAAUGGACAGGGUGGGGAGGUGACGCCCGCGGUUGUCUUCUGGACGCUGCGCGUGCUCAUGUUCCUGCUGAGUUUCGUGCUGGAGGACUGGGCUAUUCAUGAGCUGGUUGAGAAGCCACGGCACAGGAGUUUAGUGAUACUAUUGGUCGCCUCAUCGUAUGUGACGUGGACGUUCCAGGCGCAUACGUUCUCGAAUUCGUUGGAGACGAUUUUGGUGGCGUGGAGUCUGGUGCUGAUACAGAGGAUUGUGGAUGAUAAGCAGCGGACAUCUCCUUUCGCAUCUGCGUUGUUGGCUUUCUUGGUCGUCUUUGGAUUCUUCAAUCGGAUCACAUUUCCCGCAUUUCUGUUCAUCCCCGCGUUUCGUUUGAUACCCCAUUUCGCGCGGAAACCCCUCUCCCUGCUCUUCAUGGUCAUCUCCGGCCUCUGGACCCUCUUCUUCGCCAUCGCCAUCGACACCGAAUUCUACUCCCGCACCCACCCCGUCACCUGGUCCACCCUCUUCACCCACCCCAUCAUCACCCCCCUCAACAACCUGCGCUACAACCUCGCCACCUCAAACCUCGCACUCCACGGCCUGCACCCGCGCUACGCGCACCUCCUUUUCAACCUGCCGCAGCUCCUCGGCCCGGCCUUCCUGCUGCUGUUCUUCCGUCCUCACUUGUCGUUGCGCUUAUAUUCUGCUAUCUCAGGCAUCCUCGUCCUAUCAGUGUUCCAGCACCAGGAGGCGAGAUUCCUAAUCCCUACCAUCCCGCUGAUCCUCUCAUCCAUCCGGCUGCCGGCGAAGAAAUCUCAUCUGAAGAUUUUCGCUGCGGCUUGGCUGGUGUUCAACAUUAUCUUCGGGGUACUGAUGGGCUCCUACCACCAAGGCGGCGUAGUACCAACGCAAUUCCACCUCGCGAAUAUGGAAGACGCGACACACGCGCUGUGGUGGAAAACAUAUUCCCCUCCCGUCUGGCUACUAAACGGGAAGAACGAGGUCCUCACCACACACGACCUAAUGGGUAUGCCCGGGGCCAAGAUGAUCUACGAGCUACGCGCCCUGGCGACGUGUGGCUCCUCCUCAUCUUCGAACUCCAAAUCGGGGAAUAAUAACGCGACGGGCACGUACCUCGUUGCGCCGCUGUCAUCGAGUUACUUAUCGGAUUAUAUCGCCGAGAAUAAUGGAACGAAGGGGGGGCUGAGGUUCGAGGAAGUCUGGAGGUAUAGGAUGCAUCUUAACCUUGAUGAUUUGGACUUUGGAGAUGAUGGGGUGUGGCCGACGCUCAAGCGCGUGGUGGGGAGGAGGGGGUUGGCGACGUGGAGAGUUAGUAGGGAUUGCUCUUCAUCCUCGGGGUGGAGGAGCUGAGUUGGGGUUUGGGUGGUGGGUUGACGUGGUGGUUGUUGUGCGAGCGAGCGUGCGCUGAUUUCUCAUCUCAUCUCAUCUCAUCUCAUCACUAUUUUUUCAGCGCGUUCGUGUUGUCGUUGCGACGUUUGAGCGCUCAUAGGGGGUCGGUGGAAAAGCUGGACGGGAGGGGGGGCGUAUUGGAGUCAAUACGGAAUGUGAGACCAUAUAUAUUUGGGUACACCACGUCCGAGCGGGGGUUGGCCGGGGGCAUCGUAGCACUCGUGGCUACGUUAGACAACAGCGCCGCGCAUGCAUGUUAUGUAUGCGGGGGAGCGGUGACACGGAGAUAUAUAAUGGUCCCGUAAUAAUUAGAUUUUUUAAUACGAUGGGGGAAAAAGGGGGGGGGGUCUUGGCAUAGAUAUAAUAUGUGGUGGUGGAUAUUUGGUCGGGGUUUAGUAAUGUUUGGUGGUUAUAGUCCAGUCAUUUUUGACUUUGGGGAAGUGGUGAGGCGGAGGGAGUAGUGUACGAUAUGUAUGUAUAUUAUCAAAUUAUAGAAGGUUGUGG
This is a messenger RNA of Pseudogymnoascus destructans, 2761 nucleotides long. RefSeq names its product alpha 1,2 mannosyltransferase (gene SMP3). Gene Ontology annotation, biological process: GPI anchor biosynthetic process. The coding region runs from base 638 to 2218 and encodes 526 amino acids. The record is from RefSeq and is a predicted model, not a curated record. Lineage: Eukaryota; Fungi; Ascomycota; Leotiomycetes; Thelebolales; Thelebolaceae. The transcript has 4 exons. Gene Ontology annotation, cellular component: endoplasmic reticulum membrane. Gene Ontology annotation, molecular function: alpha-1,2-mannosyltransferase activity.